Molecule: messenger RNA, 5702 nt
Organism: Xenopus tropicalis (tropical clawed frog)
Lineage: Eukaryota; Metazoa; Chordata; Amphibia; Anura; Pipidae
Gene: nexmif
Product: neurite extension and migration facto
Exons: 5
Coding region: 1145-5461 (1438 amino acids)
Cellular component (GO): nucleus
Source: RefSeq, a predicted model, not a curated record
AUCCCCCUCUCCUCUGCGCGCUCUCGCUGUUCCGGGUGCGCGCCCUUUAUGGCAGGUCGCAGCGCGCCCCCGGGUCCUGGUGCUGAAUCCCGGGAUAGGGAGAUAAAUUAGCCGAACAGCCACCUUGUGAGGGAGCAGCGCACUUGGGGCACUUGGACACUGAGGCCCUAAAGGUUCCAGGGAAAGACUACGCGGGGUGAGUCAGUGCUCUUCCUUCACUCCAUCCCCCCCUCCACCCUCCGGGGAGAUGCAGAGAGCAGAGUGAUGCUGCACAAAGGGCUGUACGCGCUGGGGAGGUUGCAGCAUCCUGCAGGAGGAGCGCACUGAGCAGCAGAGACAGGGAGGAGCAUCCACCUGCUGCAAGCACACAGCUCCCUACCACUUGCCCACUGCACAGGGAGGGGGGGAACAGCUCACUCACACAGGGCACAGGGGCACUUACUGAGCCACCAAGGGGGAGGCUGUUCUCUGAGCCAGCCCUGAGCAGGGCGUCACUGAGCCAGCUUGGAUUAGGGCACUACUGAGCCAUCGCACUGGCACCCAGCAGCACCCUUGGUGGGCACCCACUGACCCAUUGACUACUGAGAUACUACAGGGAGUCCCCGAGCCAGAGGACACUAAGUGGUUUAUCGCAGGAGAGGCUGUAACUCUCAUUGAUCCUGCACUGUGUUCAGCCAAUGAGCCUGCCAGCAGCAAGAGAGAAGGAUAAGCGGGCGCAGAGGAGGGCACUUUACUAGUAGCGCUGACCCUGAACACUCCUCCACGCAAGCAGCAAGAGCCACCCCCUGGCAUGUGAGGAUACCUUCAUCUAGAUUUUGCUUGGAGACAGUUCCCAGGCAAUUUAUCGGUGCUGCCCAUUGCUGGAAGAGUUACAAGAAAGAACUCAAAGCCUGCUCAAGAACACCAGAUUAAUUGAUAUAUUACUUGAUUGGAUGGUAAUGCACAGCACGUCUUUACAGCACACACCCUGGGGGCUUCAACAGACAAGGACCCCAUGUUGCAACUCCGCCAUUCCCAGCUCUGAUUAAUGUCAUCAUAAGAAUAAGCUUUAGAGAAGGGGUGAGGCUCCAGGAGGACACGUGAUUGGAACAACAACAUGAGGAUCCUUGACUAAGAAGGCUGGACACAUGCAGUGGGUUAUGGAAUGAGCACCACCCCCGAUAAAUUGAUGGACAGCCAGGAAGAAAAAGAGCCCGCUGCACAAGGAGCCAGCACCCUUCUUAUAAAUGGGAUAAAUGAAAAUGACCUGCAUGAUCCCGAAAAUAAUGUGAAGACCUACAAUGCUGCAGAUGCUGCUGUUAAUUUUCCUGCCUUAACGCAGAAGGAAACCCUUGUUUGUCACAGAGCAUUGCCCCCCAUCAGUUCCAAGGAGCCCUGCUUGCUGAGCCCUCCUUCUCCACUGAGGUUAUCUGAUGCAGCCGAACAUGUUGUCUGUGACCCCUCUGCACAGGCCAUUUCCCUGACAACCUGUGUCACCAAGGGCUUGAGUGCCUGGUCCUUGCCCAACGAAAGUGAGAAAACACAGUUUACCAUCAUGGAGCCUGGGGCAAUAUCUGCACUUACUGGUGACUGUUUGAUGCAACAAAGUCGGACAUGUCUAGGCUGCUUCAUAGAAACAAAAGAUGGUGUUGAACCAGAGCCAGGAGUAAGUCUAAAAAUGGGAGAUAUAAACAGGGACUUUGACACUUGUCCAGUAUCAGACAUUGGGAUUCACUGCAUGAGCACAGGGGAUAAUUUAAAAUAUGGUGAUCAGCUGCUUUCUGACCAGCUCCUUAGCUUUCCUGUUCAUAAGUCACAGGAAGUAGACAAAAGAGACACAGAAAAAUCAUCAGACAGUGACUCCGAGGACCCCACACAAAAAAGCUAUUAUGAUGGUCUGCUGCUGGACAAAUGCAAUGGGGAGGAAGCUCUGCUAACCAACGUAAACCAAGAGUGGGGCUACUUUGAGUCAUUUAUCAGUGAAAGUAAGAUUGAACUUUUAGACUUGUGCUCCAAGAAUGAGCUCUCGGUUAACUUAUUUUCAGAGGAAGAUGUUGAUAAUUACAUGUUUGACGACGACGACUCUACACUGGGUAGUGAUGUAUGCUCUCUAAAAAUCAGAUAUGAGUCGUUUCAGGACAAUGUGAGAGAAAAGACGACUGCCCUCCAAGAGGAUGCCCAGUUCAAUUUUUUCCCAAGUGUCUUUUCUAACUGCACUAAAAGGGAGAGCAAGAGCUCCAGAAAGAAAGCACUGGACCCUUCAAAUUUUAAGCUCGAAGAAGGGGGAAUUUGGGGAGAUGAUGAUGAUGAUGAUGAAGAAGAAGAAGAAGAAGAAGAAAAUGAAGAAGAGGAAGUGAAAUCCAACCUGAAUAAGUCUUGUGGUAGCAUGGAUGUGGUACAGUAUAUUAGCACAAAAAGGAAUCACUUUCUGGAUUCAGUCAAUUCAGCAGAAGAUUCGGGAGAGUACAGCGAUGACAGCUCAUGCAGUGAGUCUUCAUAUGAUGUCCUGGGAGACAUUAAGGACUGUAGCAGGUACUUGUCCCGUGAGCACUCUCAUUCCCUGAUCCAACCAAAUUAUGGUCUUAGAGAAAAGAGAAAAGUCAGGUACAGUGAUGACUAUUUGUAUGACAUGGAUUCCCUGGAGAAUGAGAAAGUUGUAGAGAAGAAGGAAGAAGCUCCUGAUGGCCCCAAAGAAGAAGACGAUGAUGACUGGUGUCCCAAAAAACGAAGGAAAGUUUAUAGAAAGGAGCCCCCAGUUAUUAUAAAAUACAUAAUUAUCAACAGGUUUAAGGGGGAGAAGCAUAUGCUUGUCAAACUUGGCAAGCUUGAUGCCACUGAAACCACAGUUACUCUGAGUGAUGACCAGCUUGGAAAAUAUCAAAAGCUAGCACCCCUGAAGGACUACUGGGUGGAACAUCAAAGGAACGUAUCAGCCAUGCAUGGAAAAAAUAAUCCAGAUGGCUCUGAAAACCCUGUCCCACCCAAAAAGAGAAAAGGGCAGUUGGCAAAUAGACACAGGAUGCAGAGGAUACAAACCAUUGAGCAACCAUUGGUCAGAGAGGGGCUUUCCUCCUAUGAAAACAGACAAGCAUGCAGUAGCAAAGAUGAUGCCAGCCUUAACGACUUGCAUACAUUAGCCAUAGAAAACCCAAGCUGCAUUAAAGGACUGCAUUUAGGCAAUGUGAUUUCAGAUGUUGCUCCAGUGCGGAGCAGAACUUUAGAAAGAGAGCUAAAAAACAAAGAGAGAAAGGUAGUUCGUAGAAUUAAGUUCAAAAGUGAAGCCAGGCUGAAGUGCAAACAGCUGAAACUGGAGCAGGUAGAUGACAUUAAUGCUCAAGAUACAAGUGCAGUCUACCCAACUAUGGAAACUCAAAACUCCACAACUGUUUUAAAAGAGGAAGCAAUUCAUUGUGCAUCAGACAAUGCCCAUCUAUCUCAAUGCCAUGCUGAUAAUGAUACUAAAAAUUCUUCUUUUUUACAAGCCAGCUGCUCUCCCGACAAGCCAGUACCAUCUGCUCACAUUACUACCAAUGUACCCGUUCUCCCUGGAGGCUAUCUGCAGACAUUGUUAGAUGCAUCAGAUUCAUCUAGCAGCACUGGCAUCACAUACUUUUCGCCACAUCCCUUGGGGCAGCACUCACUCAAUGUCAUACAGACAGAAAAACAGUUCAAUUCUCUUCAACUUGCACAGAGCUGCGUUCUUUCACCCCCUUCCGAAUCUGAGCUGCAGCAAUCACCCCAUCACUUAGAUAUGGAACAGAACUUCCCUGAUAUGUGGCAUGGAAAGUCCCCUAGUAGUCAAACCGAGUUCAUUGCAAACCUUAGGGAAGUGUCCAUCAUAUCUGGGGCAUUUACAGGCUCUACAGCUGUAGCUGAUGCAGACAUCACUGCUUCUGGAUAUAGUCAGGUUCAUCCAAAUACCACCAAACAGCUGUACCACAAAACAUAUUUGCCAGAAGGCCAGAUUCAGCAAGACGACUCUUAUCAACCUUGUCAUUAUAGCAAUGGAGAAGGGCGCUUCACUAUACAGAGAGGGACGCUUACCACAGACAAUGGAAGGCUUAUUAGUUUUGACUCAGUAGGCUCAUUGUCUGUUAGUUCCAGUAAUUACAGCUCUUUAAGUUUGAAGUCAUGUGAAAAGGAUGGUGAGGAUGAAAUUAGUGAUGAUUUCCUAGCCCACUGUAGUCCCAAACUUGUCAUACAGCAGAGCAUUGAUGAAAUCACACCGUUAAAAGAGUCCACUGAUCUUCUAGACAUCUCCAAUUUUACCCCUGAUAAAUUCAGGCACUCUUCACUUUCUGAAAUGUCCCCUCCAGAUACCCCUAACCUUUCCCCGCAGAUUGCAGGCCCAGAAGUAAAGUCCGUCACUAACCUAAAGGGCUUCCAGAAUGGCAACCAGGCAGUGAACAAUAGCCCCGAGAAAACCAAGUGGAACUGUACUGUGCAUCCUUCUCAGGAGCAGACCAAUAAUGGUUUUGCACUGAAUAAUCAUCAGUUCCAGUUCCACAUGUUUAAUGAUGAGGAUUCUGUGAGUGUUUUGGAAAAGGGCCCUUGCUUGCCUGCAUUCGAUGAAAGUGCAGGGCCCAUUACCAGCAAUGGCAAAGCAUCAAAGUCUAAAAAGAAAACAGCCAGCAGAAAUGCAGGUGCCAACCAAAGCUCUCCUCCAAAAAGUACCAAGAAAAAAUCCCCCAAAGUUAGCAAAGGUGCAGAUAAAACCCAAGUAAAAGCUCCUCGGCAAGCAGGUCCAAAGUCAUCCAAAAAAGGCAAAAAUGACAAGGGCCAAAGCAGCCGAUCAGGCCAGUUGAACAAUGCACCCCCCACAUCCAAAACUGACAUGCAGCAUUUUGGACCCGGUGCUUCUAAAGCAGGAAAGCAUGCAGCUGGUCAGAACAACUGGGCAUCUAAUAAAAGUGGCAGUGGUGGCUGGCCAAAUUCUAAGAAAGGAAAUGCCAACAAUCUGCUUGAUGAUGACCAAAGGGAGUUUGAAGAACCAUCUAACAUUCUGUCCAACAUUGCAUCUGGCAUGGCUGAUGUUCAAAGGUUCAUGAUGGCCUCCAUGGAGCCUUUUUAUAGUCCUGCUUGCCAUAACAACAUUCCUGAUAUCUUGCUGUCUCCAGAGUCAAACAGCUUGAAACUAAAAACUCUUAAAAUUCUUGCUGGGACCCCACAGGAGUUUAAAAAGAAGGUAAAUGGCAGCUCGGCCGGGGGCACAAAGAAGUCUGCAAACAAGGGCUCAGGUAAGAAGUUAGGGGUGUUUGACCCCAGCUGUCCUCUGGGUUAUGGAGCAAACCUUCACUCCGCCUUUUUUGAUAAGAACUUUGGAAACCUAAGUAUUUUAACCAAUACUGUACCAACUCACAAAAAGUUGUACCGUCAUAAGUCAACAUCGAAAACGUUGAGGGAUGAAAAUUUUAAAGGGAAAAGAAUGGACCAAGCCCAUAAGGACCCUUCGGUCACAGUUGCGUUCGAAAAACUGAGGUAAUGCUGCACCAAAGUGGCUAAAGUAUCUCCUUUUUUGUUCCUCAUUCCUGCUAAGCCUGCCGAUUUCUGUUUUAGUUUCUUUUUAAUUCUCCAAAAUGGCUAAAAGUCUGCAUGAUACGAUCAUUGCCUUGCAAAUACUCAAACAAACAAAAAAAGGCUGUGCAUGUCAUAUGCUAACCAAGCUACCUAUUAUGACUGAUUUCUGACUUGGUCAGGGUUUUACAUUGACUAAAUCUAACAAA